AUGGAGUACGGCGACGACUACGACGACUUUGCGGCGAUGGGCCUCGAUAUCCCGCAUCCGUACGUCGAAGAAGACCGGACACGGCUCGACGACGUCCUCGGCGACGCCAAACGGCUCAUAAAAGACAUCGAGUCGAUGAAGGCGGCCGAUCGUGGAGGAGGCGCCGGUGGCUCGGGCGGAGACGAGCUCCCGGCGGGCAUGGGCGUCCGCGCGGGCGGCGACGCCGACGAAUCGGCGCCUUGCUGCCGCACGACCGGGCCUUGCGCGUGGGAUCGCGUGUGCGAGGUCCACCUGAAGGACUGGGAGAAGGCGUCGGGGGGCGAGAAGUACUGCGACUGGCUCAGGCGGAACGGGCACACCGUGCCGGCGUGGAUGCAGGGCGCCAAGCCGGGCCAACGCGGCUCCAACGCGUCGCACGCGGCGGCGGGGGUGUUCUUCGCGCCGGAGAAGCGACCGGACGCCCUCUCGGACGUGGCGGUAUCGGAGUACGGGGAGUACUGGGACGGGGGCGCAGCGGACGUGGAGCCCGAGCCCCUGGCGUUUCCGAUGAUGGACGACGACGACGACGAGUUUGCGUAUCCACCGCCCGCCAGCGCGACGCAGACGCGGGAGACGAACGGCGGCGCGAAAGAUGAACCCCACAGCGGGCCGGAGACGCCGUCGUUGGGCCCGGUGGUGGACGAAGGGCGACACGACGGCGCUCACGAGGUUGCGGUUGGGUCCGUCGGUGAGGCUGAGUUUGCGGAGCUGGCGGAGGAUGCGUAUGGGGUUGGGGACGGGCGCGCGGGGCGCGGGACGCUUGGGGGAAAGCGCGGGAGGGAAGAGAGCGCGUGA
This is a messenger RNA of Micromonas commoda, 834 nucleotides long. RefSeq lists its product with no specific name. The transcript has a single exon. Bases 1 to 834 code for a protein of 277 amino acids. Lineage: Eukaryota; Viridiplantae; Chlorophyta; Mamiellophyceae; Mamiellales; Mamiellaceae. The record is from RefSeq and is a predicted model, not a curated record.